GUCCUCUCUGGCGGAGCUGCCUGGCGGAAGCGGGAACGUCGCAUCCUGAGGUAAAGGUGCACGGCAUCCUGGGACAUGUAGUCUGGCCGGGGCUCGGACGCCCCCUCGGAUGAAUGGGACCGAGGCUGACUGCGAACUACAGCUUCUUGGCAGCGUCGGUGUUGGCCGCGGGAGAAGAGGGGACCGCGGCGGCCCCCAGUGAGAGCGGCUUUCCAGGACGGUGCGAUGUGCUGCGCAGCGAAGAGGCAGGAGGCCGGCUUCCUGGGGUAGCGGUAUAGGCGGGCGCUUACUCUGUGCGCUUGCUUCCCCAACCCUGCACCGGCCAUGCGCCCGGCCUUGGCGGUGGGCCUGGUGUUCGCAGGCUGCUGCAGUAACGUGAUCUUCCUAGAGCUCCUGGCCCGGAAGCAUCCAGGAUGUGGGAACAUUGUGACAUUUGCACAAUUUUUAUUUAUUGCUGUGGAAGGCUUCCUCUUUGAAGCUGAUUUGGGAAGGAAGCCACCAGCUAUCCCAAUAAGGUACUAUGCCAUAAUGGUGACCAUGUUCUUCACCGUGAGCGUGGUGAACAACUAUGCCCUGAAUCUCAACAUUGCCAUGCCCCUGCAUAUGAUAUUUAGAUCCGGUUCUCUAAUUGCCAACAUGAUUCUAGGAAUUAUCAUUUUGAAGAAAAGAUACAGUAUAUUCAAAUAUACCUCCAUUGCCCUGGUGUCUGUGGGGAUAUUUAUUUGCACUUUUAUGUCAGCAAAGCAGGUGACUUCCCAGUCCAGCUUGAGUGAGAAUGAUGGAUUCCAGGCAUUUGUGUGGUGGUUACUAGGUAUUGGGGCAUUGACUUUUGCUCUUCUGAUGUCAGCAAGGAUGGGGAUAUUCCAAGAGACUCUCUACAAACGAUUUGGGAAACACUCCAAGGAGGCUUUGUUUUAUAAUCACGCCCUUCCACUUCCGGGUUUUGUCUUCCUGGCUUCUGAUAUUUAUGACCAUGCAGUUCUAUUCAAUAAGUCUGAGUUAUAUGAAAUUCCAGUCAUCGGAGUGACCCUGCCCAUCAUGUGGUUCUACCUCCUCAUGAACAUCAUCACUCAGUAUCCUUUGGACUGUGCCGUCACCCUUAUGUCAUCAUCAGGUUCUUUUGGCAUAGGAAUGGUCAUUCUUUUCUUCUAACAGUGUGUUGACUUGAAUCUGAUUUUCGCUGGAUUUAUUCUGCGUGAAACGAAUCGAGAUUGACCUCAUUCCUCUGAAGUCAGCUCCUAGAUUUGCCAGAGUCCCUUUCUGGAGGAGGGGAUAGAAGGGCUGGAGGCAAGAUAAAUAAAGGUGAAUGGGAUCACCCUUACCGAGAGCAUCACCCUCUGUCAUUAUCUUGGAGGUGCCUGUCGUUGUAACCAUAGGAAGACUCCAACAUAAGAAUAAUUGGGGGUUUUUUGGCGGUUUCGAAUUGGUACCCAUAAAUGGAAUGGCAGGACAGGAGUUGUUCUGCAGGUUCUCCCCAGGAGGAGCCUCAGAGCUGCCGUAGCGGACCUUCAUGUUUUCUUAGAAUAUGAGAAGUUAAACCAGGGACCAUGCCAGAAGGUUCUCUCACUGAUCCCCCAAGUACAGUCUACAGAAAACGACCUUGACUCCACUCCUCCAGGUACGUGUGCAUCCGGGGUGUGUUUAUCCUCACCACGGAAUGCGCCUCCCUCACCGUCACGCUCGUCGUGACCCUACGCAAAUUUGUGAGCCUCAUCUUUUCCAUCUUGUACUUCCAGAACCCCUUCACCCUGUGGCACUGGCUGGGCACCUUGUUUGUCUUCAUUGGGACCUUGAUGUACACAGAGGUGUGGAACAACCUAGGGACCACAAAAAGUGAGCCUCAGAAGGACAGCAAGAAGAACUGAGGCCUGCCUGGAGUACGUAGACCAGUGUCGUCGUGAGGGAGGGACCCUGUGAAGGUCUGACCACCGUUUCGCUUUUGUUAAUGCCGAGCUACCCGCAGUGCUGAGCCAGCUGUGCAACAGGAAAUCUUCAGGAGGAGGGGGCUUCUCACAUUGCUCAGACUGACACAUGUAGACUAAAUAGAAACCCCUCAGCCCUAAAAUAGAAAAAAGAACAGUUCUGGACUAUUGAACAGCCCAUUCAUUUAUUUCUGUUUUGUUUACCGACAUAUUCAGUAUUAUUCUUGUUUUCUGAAUUCUGAGUCUCCUGAACAAAAGGCUUACUAUCCAUGGUCUUGGAAAAGAUUGUCCCUUCUCUUGCUGUUCUAAUGCAUCUCUGCUACAGCAGUCAUUGUCAUCCUGUGGCCUUAUCCCUUUUGUCUCCCAUCACCUUUUCCUUCUUCAGCAGCACCUCACGGUCAGUCAGACGCUGCAGGCACCACCAUCACCAGGAGUGGCCAAGUAAACCGAGACACCAGUAACAGCAGGGCUGGACUUCCUCCAGCGUUUUGGGAAGGAAAGAGAUGUUCCCCUGAGCUGAUUCCCAGUGACAGUGGAGCAAGACUAGUGGGACUCCUCUUUCCCACAUUUUGCUUUUUUUUUUUUUCUAUGCAAAAGUCAGAUGCUUCUAUCCAUUGCUUUCUGUGAUUAGGGCAGCCCUGCAGCAUAUCUCACAGCAGACACAGUGUUCAUAACAAAGAAAGGUUGUGCCGGGCACGGUGGCUCACGCCUGUAAUCGCAGCCCUUUGGGAGGCUGAGGUGGGUGUAUCACUUGAGGUCAGGAGUUCAAGACCAAUCUGGCCAACACGGUGAAACCCCAUCUCUACUAAAAAUACGAAAAUUAGCUGGGUGUGAUGGCGCGUGCCUGUAAUCCCAGCUACUUGGGAGGCUGAGGCAAGAGAAUCACUUGAACCCGGGAGAUGAAGGUUGCAGUGAGCUGAGGUCGUGCUACUGCACUCCCGCCUGGGUGGCAGAGUGAGACUCUAUCUCAAAAAAAAAAAAAAAAAAAAAGAAAGGUUGUUAUGGACUGGACACCCCUGAAGCCCAUUGCCUAGGCCACAGUGGUGACGGCAGGAUGGCCCUGCUCAGCACCGCAAGAGCCAUGGCUGUCCCUGUUGGCCCAGCCGGGCACUCACAGGGCAGAAGGGUGGGUCUCAAGUGGGAGGAUAAGGCUUCACCACCAGGAGAUUCCCCUCUGCCCGAUGACUCUGAUAGUCACGACCAGUCAAGGGAAUGCAUAGAUGGAGAUAUAUAGUGUGUGAUGUGUAAAUCAGGUCAAACCUCAACGACAAUUGAAAGUUGUUAUUGUCCUAUAAGGUAUCUUACCAUUCUCGAUGGGUACUGAGGAUGGUUGGAUGUGCUUUAUUGUGUGUGGAAACAUGCCUCUCUUUGCUAAUCAUUUCAGAGGUCCAGUUUUCCUUUCACUGGACAAUCUUGAAUAGGAGGAACGCUGUUGCUGUAAUAUGCGUAGCUUGUGUGUGCUCUUGUGUAGUCUGUGUGUGAUCAAAGGGCACGGAAGUGGCUGCACUUUCACAUCCCUUUUCUUUACUUAGCUGGAACCUUACAUACCAGUACUUGCUCCUCCGUAAGCAGCUGAACUCACCGGCCACUUCUCUGUUUGCCUAUAGACAAAGACUGUGUGUGUGUGUGUGUGUAUGUGUGUGUGUGGUGCACACAUUGUGUUCUUAAACUGAGACGUGGCUCUCCAGGUCUCCUGGGCUCAUUCCAUGGUGUGGUAUGUUUAUUCCGCUGUCCAGAGCUAUUCUCUGAUGGAUUUGCGCAACAGCAGUGGAGAUAAAUGUCCUAGAGUCACCAGGUCGCUUGGAGAAGUCAUUUAAGCUGCCUCCAGUUUUUGUUACUUAAAAUGUGGAUAUUAUUUCUCCACCUAAAUCACUGAGUUUACAGAGUAAUAAUGUGUUGCUCUGGACAUUGACAGCUUUCUAGAGCCAGUAAUGGGCUCUUCUGAAGGAUGCUGAAUUAGAAGUGAACCUAUUCAUAGGAUCAAAAGCCACUUGCUUUGAAAUAUGUGGAGUUCCUCAGAAUUGACGGUGCUAGAAAUAUCCAAGUGUUAAAUAACCUUUUAAAAGCAACAAAAGCUACUUUUUUCUUACCACUUAAUAGAAGAACCUGUCCCUAGAGGCGACUUGAUUGCUAUGGAUCUGGCAUCUCUGAACUCUUAAUAGGAUGCAGCCUCACAUACAUAUGUCACCCAUUUUAUGUUGAUGAAAACAUUACAAGUUUUCAUCAUUGGGUAUGUGUUGAUGUUCGCAGACAGUACUUGGGCCCGUUAGGUUUUAGCGUCUGGUCUUAGAGCAUGUGUAUUCAUCUCAGCGUGAAUACCUCAGCCAGUCUUAUGAAUAGGAGGCUAUGUAUGGGCAGGGAAUAGAUUAGAACACUCGCACAAGAUGACCACAUAUAGAAGCAGAAAGCCCCAAAUUCCCUGGGAACUGUUUUUUCUCUAGUAGCUAAAUAUAAGGAAAUAUGUCUAAUGGACACCAGUUAAUACUUUUUAAAACUACUCUUUAAAAAAAAAAAGUUCCCCUUGGUUAACUGAUUUUUCAAUCCAGGGUGGACAUUUUUUCAACCUUUAUUAAAAGGACAAAUAAACUAUUUUGUAGAAGAUCAGACUCCUACUUAACUGGAAGAGAAAUGUCUAUUAAAUGUCUCUCCUCUUUCUCUGGGUCAAGACCAUGUAAUUUUAUGCUUCAGAGAUGAAGAUACUGUUUGUUUACAAAGAGUUUAGUUUUUAAGACAUCCAAAACUCUACGCUAGAGCAAAAAUCAAAUAGCAAAGGACACUAGCCAGAAAAUACAGUGUGUGUGUGUGCACCUGUGUGCCUGCUGAACAACUUGACAGUGUAACCAGAUAGGGUAACAGAAGAUGGUGGAUAUUUGAAUUGUAUUAGCUUAAUGUCUAAAUAUCUUUGGCCAAAACUCUAUUGUCAUAUUAGAAACAUGUUAUCUUUUUCAUGUUUAUUAGUAAUUUAUUUUUGACUCUUUGUUUUCUUUUUCGUCCAACUAAAACAACUGUAAUGUACUUGAUACAUUUAUAUCAAGUUCUAAAGUAUUUAGACAAAUCCAAAUACUUUGUUUUUAGUUUUUUCCUCCUUUCCGUCCUGUUAACCACAGUGAAACGCUGCAGUAUUUUGAUUUGGUCAGUGCUACAGAGGAAGACCAUGAAAGCUGAAUUGGUCUGUGCCACCCAGAGUAAACCUCUUCUCUUCUUCUGGAAAGAUGGCGUGAUGUUUUUCAAGGAUUCUAAUAAAUAUCCCGCAGUCAUCUCCUGAGCAGCUUUCCUCUGUUUCACUUCGGAACUCCUUCCCCCACUUUCUUCACUCCAGUUUCUUCACUUGCAGCGUUUUCUGCUAAGAAAGACCUGUCAUCUUGUAUCUGUUUAUGCCUCUCUUCUUUGGGGCCCCUGGAUGUUUUUGUGGAUUUUUACAGAGUAUUUAUAUCUGCACAGUGUGUAUUUUGUUAUACAUUCUUACAAGCAUUGAUAUUGGGGGGUACAUUUAUAAUAGUGAGAAUAUCUGGCAGAAUGUGUGAAUGCCAUAUCUGUAGAUGACAAUGAAUGUGAAGGGUUAAUGUAGAAAUGUUUGUUUAUUCUGUUACAGCUCAAAAUGGAGGCUGAGAAUCUCUACCACCAUUCCCUUCUCUAUUUGAGAAUCUCUACCACCAUUCCCUUCUCUAUUUGGGAAACAAUACUUUUCUUAUUUUGCUAUUUUUACCUUCCCAUUAACUGGCUUCACUCAACAGUGCCAGAUACCUCUGGAGAGGGGAAGUAAAACACCUUAGGUCAGGAAUAAUUAUAAACCAAUGAGUUAGCUCAGGGCCAGUGGACAUGUUCACUGGUGGACCAGUUGGCAUUGACCUAAACAGACAGAGAAAUGCACAUGGAGGAGAACUACGUUGAAAUCAAGAUCCUAUGUCUGUCGUAUUUUCUCUUUGCCUGGAGUAAAUAGCAUUAUAAGUCAUUCCACCCUUAUUAGAUAACCAAAGCAUAUUGGUCUCAGUAGCUUUCUCCUGAAAAAUGUGAUUGAAUCUUACCUGUAGCAGUUCACUCUUAAGGUUGAAAGAACUGUCAAUGUAGAUAAAAUCCAUUCCUUAUUAUUAUUGAUUGGUGUGACAUUUGAAAAUGUGUCUAAACAAUAUUUGUAAGUAAAAGAACCAGUCAUAAGCCUCAAGUGUGUUCAGUGUGUACCAAGCUGGAAUGGGAGACUGGCCCCUCUUGGCUUUAAAGUAGCAUGUUGUCUUUUUCUAGCAGCUUCUUCCUAGUAGACAUUCCAGGGAUGGGAGGGGCCAGGGAUCAUGUCUUACUCAUUUCUGUAUCGCCAGCCCCUGGCAUAGUGUCUGGCUUAUGUUACGUGAAUAAAUGAAUGCUUGCCAAGAUCUCUUCUUCCCUCAAGUUUCUGGAAAACCUGAGGGUUCGUGAUACCUGUUCCCACUCCUCAUCAGCGGGUUGGCAAGAAAGCAAAUAAGGGGAAACAUUCUUAACAUUCCAAGCAAGAGAAGGAAGAACGACUAUUGGGAGGAGGUGGUACACCAGAGAUUGCUCAGUGUGCAGCCUGCUACCUCACUUUUGGCUCUGGAUUGCCUGGUGGUAGAAGGGAAGCAUAUUAUGUAGUUAGCACCUUACAUAUCUGAUGCUCAGGAAGAAGUGCAAGAAGAUCCCUAAUAGAACAUUAAAGAUUCUUAAAAGUUUUUGAAGUAGGCUGCUUGGGGUGACCAGCCCCACCCUUACAUCUCCAUAGUUGGUACAGUUAGCUUGUAGCAGCUGAAGCUGAUGGCUGGCGAUCACUGUCUGUCGGUCUGAUCUCAGUAUCAUACUGAGACACCUCCCCUGAGCCUUACCUACUUAAAUUGGUAACCGUCCUACCAAAAUUUGUCAAUUUUAAUCAAGUGAGGCAAGUUGCAAGGGAGCCAGAGAUACGUGAAAAAAGAAAAGCAGAAAUACUGAUACUUUCUAAGAAAGAAGUUGUAAUAAUUUCUUUGGCACAUUGACUUACUGAUAUCUUUUGAAAUGCAUAGACGACUCUUGUGAACCAAAGAGAGCAGUAGUGGUUAUUCCCCGGUGCAAUAAAAAUGCCUUUGUGUAUCACUUGCGAUUGCCAGUCAUUUCUGUGCCAGUUGCUCUCAUUCCAGAGAAUGGCCUCAUUCUCCAAAAAAAGACGAUGAUUUUAGAAGUAGGAUUUCCUAACAAAUUAUGUGGUGGGGAGGGACGGCGGGGAUUUUAUUCAUCCCGUCUGAGCUCUUCAUACAGUAUUACCAUUAGGUUUUAAGAACAAAGAUGGGGGAGGAGGGAGUAGAAAGCUGAGAGUACAUAGAACAGCUACAAGACAUUAGUGGGUAUUCAGAUUUUGAGCUGUGUAAAUAUCAAACAUCGGCUUCCAGCCUUAAGAGUUAUUUGAGCAGAGAGUUAAGGAGGAAUGGGAGAUUUUGUGAAUAAAAUGUUUUGCCAAACUGAA
This is a messenger RNA of Gorilla gorilla gorilla (western lowland gorilla), 7365 nucleotides long. It is a transcript of the gene SLC35B4, whose product is annotated as solute carrier family 35 member B4. Gene Ontology annotation, cellular component: Golgi membrane; endoplasmic reticulum membrane. Lineage: Eukaryota; Metazoa; Chordata; Mammalia; Primates; Hominidae. The coding region runs from base 325 to 1152 and encodes 275 amino acids. Gene Ontology annotation, biological process: UDP-N-acetylglucosamine transmembrane transport. The record is from RefSeq and is a predicted model, not a curated record. The transcript has 10 exons. Gene Ontology annotation, molecular function: UDP-xylose transmembrane transporter activity; UDP-N-acetylglucosamine transmembrane transporter activity.